AUGCAUAAAAAUUAUUUACCAGAAAUUCAUUAAUCACAUUCAACUCAUCAUUUAGAAUCAAAAUACAAACAAAAAAUUUAAUCUUCCAAUUCAUCUAUUGAAUGGGAUCAAUUAAUCAACACAUCAAUACAAAACUCUGUUAAAUUCCAAGUGAUACCAAAAUCUUCAAACAACCUUAAUUUAUCAAAAUUAGUGCCUUCAUCUGAUGUGUCAUAUCUAAAAUCGACCAAGAGGAAUUUCGCCAAGCUUGGAACCAGCAUUUAUAAGGAUCCUGAACUAUAAUAAACUGUAAUAUGUUUCAUCUAUCCUAGAAAUAUGAUAAAAACAUGUAAUCAUUUUAUAGUACUCUGUAUCGGAAAUCUUCUUCCAGAUUACCCUUCAACACAAAUUUGGAAAAAGAGCCUUUCUCAGGUCGCUUAUUGGAUUUCACUGAAAUUUUAUAAGAUAACAAAAAAGCAACAGGACUCUAGAGAUACUUCUCCGAAAUUUUAAAACUAGAAAUGCAACAAAGCCAUUCCGAAAAAGAAAUGGUUCCUCCAAAUAGACAACAAGCCAUAGACUUAAAGGAAUGGCUUUUUAUGAUGAUCACAUUUACCAAGCAAGAAUCCCCCAAUAUCAAUACAAGAGAAUUAGCGGAGAGAAUCCAAUUGAUCUACGCUUCCUGUUUAAGGGAAUUGAUUAAGUAAUUGAUAAUCAUUAAAUAGGUAAGUUAGUAUUGAGUGUACUGAAAGAGGAGAAUUACUAUAAAUAGUUUGGGAUUUUUAUGUUGAAUUGAUUGGUUAAAUAAUUAAAUGCUACUCGGAAUAAUCCAAGGAAUCCGAGAAGUCAUAUCUUGAAUAGAUGUAAAGGAUUUAGGCAUUCCACGAUUCUCAAAUGGAAACCUAAAAAGUUAAAUAUUAGGAAUACUAAGAUCAAAUCUAAAAAAUAAGAAAUGAGUCUUCUGAUUCAGUAGAUGAACUAAAUUUGACUAAGGCCAAAAUGUUGUUAUUAACAGCCGAUAUGAGACAAUUAUUGUAAACUAAUGAAGCCCAAAAAAAGGAAAUAGAUUCUCUGCUCUUAUAAAUAAUGUUACUGAGAACUUAAGAUUAAAGCGAUAAAAAAUAAGAAAAUUAAACAAUCAAUGUUAAUUUAUCUCAAGGGUAGAGUAUUGUAUCGCAUCUAUUAAACUUCAAAGAAACCAACACUGAAUAUAAAUUUAAAAAGAGUAGAGUCAAGAAUACUAAUUUUGAAAAGUUUGAAUAACUGAGACAGUAAGAAUUAUAGUUGAAAUCCGAAUUAAUAGAUUAAUAAAUCUUAGAACCAGAUAUUGAAUAUAAUGAUUAGGAAGUACAAGCGGAUGUAGAGUAUCAAGAUGAAGAACUUUAAACAGACUUGGAUAUGAUGACUUUGGAGGUUUAGGAAUAGAAAUUAUAAGAAUAAGAAGUGUAAAUUCAAAAUUUAGAAUAAUAAAAGGAGUAACUUGAUUAAGAGAUAGAAAAUCAUGACAAUUCCUCCUAAAGAGAAAAUUAAUAAUCAGACUAAAAAUAGAGUUUGCUAGAAGCUCAAAUACAAUAAGCUAUACAACUUAUAUAGGAUUCUUAAAUAGAUUCAAAACAAUUGAUUUGUGAAAUUCUGAAUUAAUCUAUCUCUCAAAGCUAAUAGUUAUCAUAAAGACUUGCUACUUUAGAAAGAGAAGAUACCAGAUACAAAAUAGAAUUAUUGGAGAAGGAAGAUUUCAAUCAAGAAUUAGAAUCUAAAUUAACUUAGGCUGUUGCUGAUUUUAUUGAUAUCAUAAAAAAAAAAAAGAAGCAAAUUAAUACAUUAUUAAAAUAGAAAUCCACAUUACUGGAUACUUUGAAUUAGGUAUCAUCCACAUAUAAUAUACAAAUAAAUUUACCUGAAUUCAAUGAUGAUGAAAUGGAUAUGUCGUAAUAGAAAGAUUAAGAAGAAUCACAAGAAAAUUACCAAGAAUUUGAGCAAUCUCAAAAUUUAGAUUAAGAUAAUGACGAUAUCAAAAUAGAUGAACAAGAUGAAUUGGAAUAUUAAUUUACAGAUAGAACCAAAGUCUUAGAAAAUGAAUAAGAUAAUAAUUCUAAAAUAUAAUAGAAUAAUAAUUAAAAUCCCAAUAAUGAAGGUAAUCAAUAUUAGAAAUAAUUAGAUUUUGAAACAAGAAGUUAAUAAUAAUUUAAUUAAUAGCAAAAUAAUUUGGAUUAAUCUCUUCGUUAAAAUACUUAGACUAGUCAAUAGAAUGAUGAAACAUAAGCAGUAGAUUAAGUCAAAAUUAAUUAAAGUAACGAUAAAUCCACCAAUAAAAACUAAAAAAUUUAAUUAUCUACUCAACAAAACAAUAAAAAGUAGAAAAAUGUUCCACCUCUUAUAUCGAAAAAUUAAUUAAACAAAACAGAUAUAGAUAGAAAAUCAUAGAUAACUGAAUAAAAUUAAAAUUCUGUUGAUAAGAAAAAUAUAGAAAAAAAUAAUAACUAAAAUUCCUCUUCACAAAUGAAAUAAAAUGAAAAACCUGAAAAGUCAUUUUCUUAACAAACUAAACCAGAUACCUAGUAAUAAUCAUAAUCAAACUCAAAAUAAAAUUAACAAAAGAAAUAGUUUUCAUCUCAGGAAAAAUAGCAUAAUUCAAAUUAAAAUAUUUAAAAAUAAGAAAAAGAAAGACCAAAUGAUAAAAAUUCAAGUAACGACCUAAAUUAAGGAGAUUAACAACUUUAAGUUUCGAAUAAAGAAUAAAAAGAUCAAAAUUUUUCAAUCAAUUAAAAUCCUUAAUUCUCUAAAAAAAGAAAUUCAAAAGUUCAUAAUUAAGAAAAAAGCAUAACAAUGACUUAAAAUGAUGAAUCUCUUUCUGAAGACCUAGACCUUGAAUCAUCUUAAAUUAUUUAGAAUAAUCCACAAGGGGAAAGGAUAAAAUAAGUAGUAAAUCAAUAUAAGGAUUAAAAACCUAAAUUAAGGAACAAGUAUAAUCUUAUUGUCCUUGAACCUAAAAAUCAAAAGAGAUUUCGGAGAAUCUACAGUUAAAACACGGAUGUUGCUAAUAAUUUACUUAAUGACUUAAAAUCAAGAAAGAAAUAGAAUAAAAAAAUUUAAUUCUCAAUUUUGUAAUUAUAAAAAUUAGUAUUAUAAAUACUAAGUGACAUAUGCAAAUAAGCAGAGGGAUAUAAAAUUCCUUUUCAUGUUUGCAUCUAUGAUUAUUUUAAGAAUAAAUAUGGAUUUAAGCAAGUAGCCGAAAAAAAAAUUAAAUAGGUCUAUUAAUUUAUUUAUUAUGAAAAAGACAGUCAUAUUAAAGUAAAACUGCUUGCCUAAUUUUGUUAUUUGAUUGGGGAAAUGGAUGAAAUAGGUUAAAAAUUAUUGACAGAAAGUUAUCAAUUCUUUUAAUAAAAAAAUGACUUAAAUUAUGGAAAGGUUGAAUUACUUUUAAAUUAUGAAUAAGUAAGUGAAUUUUUAAGUGAAAAAUCAUCUAGAUGGCUAUCAUAAUAACAAAUCUAAUAGAUUUUACAUUAAUAUCGAAAUUAAUAAUAAAAUAAUUAAAGAUACUAUAUAAAUCAUGAUAGUUUGUUAUUAAAAAUAUUGGAAUGCUAUUACAGUAACAAAAAGGAUUAAUAAACAACUUUAGAGUCUUUAUUCAAUGCUGCAGAUUUAGAUGGAAAUAAAUUAAUUGAAUUUUCAGAAGUAUAAAAUAAUUAAUAAAAUAGUUUAAAACACUUCAUAGGGCACUUCAUUAAGAUAAAUUAUCAAAAACUUAAUUGCUCUAAAUCUUUACGAAUAAUGCAGAUUUUUAAGAUGAAAAUGGGGAUAAAAUGCUAACCUUACCAAGAUUUACCGAAAUGUCAAUUGAACUUGGAAUAUUUUAGAAAGAGCAUGUCUUAAAGUAUAGUGAAGGUAGUGAAGAAUUAAAAAAUAAAUGGGAAAAAGAAAAAUCUAAUAUAAAAUAUAGGUAUAUGAUUUUAUUAUUCCUCAUUAGAUUUUUAAGGGCUAAAAAAUUUUAAAAGGUUCGUCAUACAUUUUAAGAAUUAGAAAAUCAAAUUUAAAAUUAAGAGAAAGAUAAGUAAACAACAUUGUGGGUGAGUUUUAAAUUGUUAAAUGAAGAAUCACAAAGAGUAUUAUAAAAGUAUUUAUUGUUCAUAUACAAUAGUUAUGAGACAAAUCAAUGUUUAUUCGAGUUAUUACCUGAGUUACAGUUAAUAAUGUAUUAAAACAAAGUGAUUGAACAAUUAGAAUGA
Messenger RNA from Paramecium octaurelia, 4205 nucleotides. Lineage: Eukaryota; Ciliophora; Oligohymenophorea; Peniculida; Parameciidae. The record is from the annotation of a GenBank genome assembly.